This is a messenger RNA of Sodiomyces alkalinus F11, 1390 nucleotides long. Its product is annotated as ATP11-domain-containing protein. Bases 68 to 1147 code for a protein of 359 amino acids. Gene Ontology annotation, cellular component: mitochondrion. The transcript has a single exon. Lineage: Eukaryota; Fungi; Ascomycota; Sordariomycetes; Glomerellales; Plectosphaerellaceae. Gene Ontology annotation, biological process: mitochondrial proton-transporting ATP synthase complex assembly. The record is from RefSeq and is a predicted model, not a curated record.
CUCUGCAUCUCGACGAACUCGCGACCGCGAUUUAAAUACAAAACAGAUUCGAAUGCAGACGGUCAACAUGGCAUCAUUUAAAACGCCAGCCCUUCGCCAUGUUCUUUCCUCGUCCUCCCGCGCCCUGCGUGCCUCAAAUCAGCGCCGCUGGGCCCAGGUUCACGAUGUACGCUUCCUCGCCACAACGCAACAACCCCGCGCCAUCACAGACAAGUACCGCGAGAAGCUGGAACGCAAAGCUCGCCAGGAAGGUCUCAGCAGCAUUGACGAGCUCAAGGCCGCCUAUUCGAACAAAAUCGACGAGCUGAACAAGAAAGACGUCGCCGAGCUUGCGCGACUCCGAUCGAAAAUGAUGCCACAACAACAACCCACACCACCACCCUCUCCGACAAGCGCGUCCUCCCCGUCUUCGACCGCUAGCCCUACCUUGUCGUCAUCAGAUUCCGCAUCCUCGACAAUAGAAACAUCAUCUACACUAUCAUCGGAAUCACCGGAGUCAGCAUCCUCUGCGGCUCGACCGAAAAAGCCCGCCUCCUCGGGCAUAAAGACAUUGGCAGAGAUCCUCAACCUCCCCAAAGCACGCGAACUGCCCGCAAAAGAGCUAACGGCCAUCUGGCGCCUCCGCAACGCCUCGAACCCCAACUCCCUCUGCGCCGUCAUCCCCGCCGCCACCUACGCCACCAUGGAAGCCACCGCGCGGCGCUACCCGACCUUCGUCCUCCCCGUGCCGCGCGAGGGCCAGGGCGCCGAGAUCCACUUCCUGCAAUGGGUCUUCGACGACGUCGAGACGCACACCGCCAGCGUGCUCUUCACCCAGCUCGCCGAGUUCAAGGCCCGCGGCGAGUUCGCCCAGCCCCACACCACCAUCACCCACCACUCCGACCUCGCCCGGGACAGCGCCAGCGGCCUCGUCCUCAUGCAGGGCCAGGUCGUCGACGGCCGCGGCGCCUCGGUCGAGGACGCGCGCUGGCUCGUCGUGUGUCUGCAGCGGUUUUAUGGCGGGUGGGACGUCGAGACCGCGGGGGAGCCGGACGCCGAGCGCUUGAAGCGGGCCCUGGAGAGGAGGAGGCUGCUGGAGUGGUUCUCGCAGGCUGACCCGAAUUUUACUGUCGAGAAGCUUUUGGAGGAGGCUGAGCGCAUGACUUAGGGACAUUCUCCCUCUGUAAUAGUAUCUCUGUUAGAAUAGGUUGUGACGGGAACACCGAGUGCCUUCGGCCGCACGUCUCGGUCAUGCACUCGUAGAGCAUACGCUGGGGCAAGCCGUGGGUGGAAGGGAAGGGACUUUUGACACAGGUCCGUGUAUCAAACAGAUGUAAAAGAGUUGACAAGGAACGUGAGGAAACUAUUCUUGUAUAUCUAAUUAAAGCAACAUGAUGCUUUCCGUCCACUC